AUGUCGGCCCUACGGAUGAGCUUCGCUCGUACCCGAGCGCCCUUUGUUCGAAGCAUUGGCGCUGGCGCCGGCGCCACGACGAGGUCGUUCCAGAGUUGUCGCGUGUUGGCUGCUGGGAAGGAGACUACGUUGCACAACGAAGGGCGUGCCGAGGAAGCGGAGGAGGAGAAGCAGAAGCAGUUGCAGAAGCAGAGGGAGGGCAAGGGACACUGGCAUGAGAGCUUGGCGAGUGAUAGUGAGAGUAUUAUCAAGGCGGACCGUAACGAUAUCAGCGGCAAGGAUAGCAUUGAGCAGCUCCAAAAGGAAACGGUCAAGUUGGCGGAGAAGGAGAGGAGCGAGUCAAAGUGA
Molecule: messenger RNA, 348 nt
Organism: Baudoinia panamericana UAMH 10762
Lineage: Eukaryota; Fungi; Ascomycota; Dothideomycetes; Mycosphaerellales; Teratosphaeriaceae
Exons: 3
Coding region: 1-348 (115 amino acids)
Source: RefSeq, a predicted model, not a curated record